This is a messenger RNA of Pseudomassariella vexata, 1058 nucleotides long. RefSeq names its product N(6)-adenine-specific DNA methyltransferase. The record is from RefSeq and is a predicted model, not a curated record. Lineage: Eukaryota; Fungi; Ascomycota; Sordariomycetes; Amphisphaeriales; Pseudomassariaceae. Bases 41 to 823 code for a protein of 260 amino acids. Gene Ontology annotation, molecular function: protein-lysine N-methyltransferase activity. The transcript has 6 exons.
CGUAAAAAAUCAAAUUCACCCGACAUCAUCGACUCUCAAAAUGUCAGACAGUGACGACGAACCCAUAACUCUUUCGGGCCAUGCUCUCGAUGCGCUGAAGCAAUUCUACGCUGAACGCGACGCCCACACGGCCAAGUUUGAGAAGCUUAACGCCGAGGCAGAGGAGAAUGCAAAGUCAGGCAAGCCGCUCACAAUUGAGUCCUUCUCGGAAGACUGGCAGGAGAGUCAGUUUUGGUACUCGGAAGAGACCGCAUCUCUCCUUGCGAAGCAGCUGCUUAAUGGCGCGACGCCGGACAUGACGCUUGUGGUUGUGUCGGCGCCGAGUGUGUUUGUUCAGUUGAGGAAUUUGGUAAACCAAGCAGGACCCGAUGCCCCCAAGCCAAAACUGUAUCUCCUGGAGCACGAUAACCGCUUCAACGUCUUUGGGUCUGAGUUCAUCUUUUAUGAUCUGAACGAGCCGUUCAAGCUACCUCCUGAACUGAAAGGCUGCGCAGACCGCAUGAUCUGCGACCCACCGUUCCUGAAUGAGGACACACAGACCAAAGCAGCCCUGACCAUCCGCUGGCUCGCCAAACCCCACACCACCCCCGAGCCCUCCCCGCGACUCAUCGUUUGCACAGGCGAGCGUAUGGAGCCCAUUGUGACCAAGGUGUAUAAGUCGUUCGGGCUGCAGACGACGACGUACGAGCCAACACACGCGCGGGGGUUGAGCAACGAGUUUUACUGCUAUGCUAAUUUUGAGGGCGAGGCGUGGAAGUGGGGGAAGCCUGUUCUGUCGGGGGAGAGGAAGGAUGCGCAGGGCGUGGGUAUGGAAAGUAAAUGAGUGAGCGAACGAAAGGGGGCAAAGGGAUGACGUCACCCCUUAUGAGGAAAUGGGUGCUGGAAUUACUCCCUGUAGAUGGUCAUAUCUGAUGAGUUGGAUCGAUGACAGAUGUGAGCCUGCUUGACUGUUUAAGCGUACAGUGAAUACAUAGUUGGUGUCAAAGUGCAAGGGCCCAAGUAUACCCGAGGUAAACUCUUUGCCAGCAUAUACCACCUAACGUAGAGCCAUGAAGUAC